Molecule: messenger RNA, 306 nt
Organism: Vicia faba (fava bean)
Lineage: Eukaryota; Viridiplantae; Streptophyta; Magnoliopsida; Fabales; Fabaceae
Source: the annotation of a GenBank genome assembly
AUGGAUGCAAGAAUGGUGAGUUUCAAUUUCAAGAACAGAGUUGGGUUUCGUGACACUUACAGCGUGUUUGGACGUCUGAAAAAGCUUGCUUUGGAUUGGUUUAGCUUGAGUGAAUGCCCAGGAAGCGAUUGGGACAGUGGUAUCAACCUUGUGAUGUCGGGAAUGGGCUUACAGAUGCCAUUUGGAGAUCGCUGGAAGGAGGAUGGGCUUAAAGAUUCCAUUUGCAGGAGCGUCGGUCUCAUAAGAGAUUCCUUAGCGAGAACUUGCAUACCUGUUGUUGUGGAAGAUUCCACUGGGGAAGCCUGA